This is a messenger RNA of Centrocercus urophasianus (Greater sage-grouse), 4051 nucleotides long. It is a transcript of the gene SLC2A3, whose product is annotated as solute carrier family 2 member 3. Gene Ontology annotation, biological process: D-glucose transmembrane transport. The record is from RefSeq and is a predicted model, not a curated record. Bases 104 to 1600 code for a protein of 498 amino acids. The transcript has 10 exons. Gene Ontology annotation, cellular component: membrane. Lineage: Eukaryota; Metazoa; Chordata; Aves; Galliformes; Phasianidae.
GUGCGCUGUCACGCAGACGCCGCAACGGUGCGUGCGCGUGGGCGGAGUAGCUGUGGGGUUCAGUUAGGCUGAGUGCGGGCGCUGGAGCGGUUCGUUGCGGGAGAUGGCUGACAAGAAGAAAAUCACUGCAUCCCUUAUCUAUGCUGUUACUGUUGCUGCCAUUGGAUCUCUCCAGUUUGGAUACAACACUGGUGUCAUUAAUGCUCCUGAAAAGAUUAUCCAGGCCUUCUUCAACAGAACUUUAUCUCAGCGGAGUGGGAAGGCUAUCUCCCCAGAGCUUCUUACCUCACUAUGGUCCCUUUCUGUGGCAAUCUUCUCAGUAGGAGGUAUGAUUGGCUCCUUCUCAGUCAGCCUUUUCGUCAAUCGAUUUGGCAGGAGAAACUCCAUGCUGCUGGUGAACAUCUUGGCUUUUGUUGGGGGUGCUCUCAUGGCCUUAUCCAAGCUUGCAAAGGCAGUGGAGAUGCUGAUAAUUGGGCGCUUCAUUAUUGGCCUUUUCUGUGGUCUGUGCACUGGCUUUGUUCCCAUGUACAUCAGUGAGGUCUCACCCACCAGCCUUCGUGGAGCCUUUGGAACCCUCAACCAGCUGGGCAUAGUUGUAGGCAUCCUGGUGGCCCAGAUUUUUGGCCUCAAGGAGAUAAUGGGAACUGAAGCACUUUGGCCACUGCUGUUGGGGUUCACGAUUCUCCCAGCAGUUCUGCAGUGUGUGGCUCUUCUUUUCUGCCCUGAGAGUCCCCGUUUCCUGUUGAUCAACAAGAUGGAGGAAGAGAAAGCACAAACAGUUCUCCAGAAGCUUCGUGGUACACAAGAUGUAUCUCAAGACAUCUUGGAAAUGAAAGAAGAGAGUGCUAAAAUGUCUCAGGAAAAGAAAGCAACUAUACCAGAGCUCUUCCGCUCUCCAAACUAUCGUCAAGCCAUUAUCAUUUCCAUCAUGCUACAACUCUCUCAGCAGCUCUCAGGCAUCAAUGCUGUAUUCUAUUAUUCUACAGGGAUUUUUGAAAGAGCUGGAAUCAGACAGCCUGUGUAUGCCACCAUUGGAGCUGGUGUGGUAAACACAGUCUUCACUGUUGUAUCUCUGUUCCUGGUAGAGCGUGCAGGGCGCAGGACUCUCCAUUUAGUUGGUUUGGGUGGCAUGGCUGUGUGUGCUGCUGUUAUGACUAUUGCUUUGGCUCUGAAGGAUGCUGUGGUGUGGAUCAGAUAUAUCAGCAUUGUUGCCACUUUUGGCUUUGUGGCCCUUUUUGAGAUUGGCCCUGGACCUAUCCCUUGGUUCAUUGUGGCAGAACUUUUCAGUCAAGGCCCACGGCCUGCAGCCAUGGCAGUGGCUGGUUGUUCUAACUGGACCUCUAAUUUCUUAGUGGGAAUGCUAUUCCCCUAUGCUGAGAAAUUAUGUGGCCCCUAUGUCUUCCUUAUCUUCCUUGUUUUCCUGCUCAUCUUCUUCAUCUUCACGUACUUCAAAGUGCCAGAGACCAAGGGCAGGACUUUUGAAGACAUCUCCAGGGGCUUUGAAGGACAAGCAGAAACAUGCUCCCCAUCCUCGUCACCUGUCGAGAAGAAUCCCGUGGUGGAGAUGAACAGCAUAGAACCUGAGAAAGAAGUUGCCUAAGAUUCAUGACACACCCCUUCUUUUGACUCUUACGUAUUCAUAGAUUCAUUAAAGGAAUGAGCAAAGAAAUUACAAGAACUGGAACAGUUUAUUUCUCUAACUGCUGCUAUUUUCUUCUCUGUAUUCCUCUAUACUUCUCGUUCCCCCUAUUCUGCUAGGCUUACCAGCGUUAAGCAAAUCUGAUAUAUAGGCCAUUUUAAUUUUCUUAAAUACUGGAAGGUACUUGGCACUCUAGCAAAAAUAAUCUUGUUCUUUGCCACAAACAUCAGGUGAACAUGUUGGUAAUACUGUUACUUUUCUCACCUGUAAUUGCUACUUGGAAGUAACAUAAUUAUUUAUGCAGUGACUGUAAUGUAAUUUAAAUACUAUUUUUAUAGUGAGUUAAAGUUGCCCACUAAAUAAGUCCCCUGCCCUUCAUGUCUACUCUGUGUGGGUGUAUGUGUGAGCGUGUAUGUGCAGUGUUACACUGGAAUUUAGAAGCCUACUAAAAAGCCAUCUCCUUGCUUUUUCCUUUCCAGUGUGCACUUUUUUUCAGCCUCAGGAAAAGGGGGACCAAGUUGCAUGCCUAUUUUUUUCUUUUAUUUUUUUGUAUAGACAAACAGAACUUACUUUUACUUAAGUUUAUUUAUUUGUAUGUCACCUUGUAAAUAUUUAUUUUUUUAAUAGUGUACAAAAAUGUACAGAUAAUGAAGUUGAAGAUGUUUGACUUUGUUAUUCUAACAGAAGAUGCUGUAGACUUGAGGUGCAAUAAAACUGUAGAGAAGGAAUACUGUACUGAAGAGUAAGUUGGGUGUUUUGGAUGGUAGAACAGAGCCAAUUGUGCACAUCACCUUUUAAAGUUAAUUCUGCCCUUUGAAAAGUAAUUCAAGUAACUGAAUGCUGAUGAGAAACAGUAUGUAUGUCCACCAAAAUUCAUAUGCGAUUUAGAUGUUUUGAGUGGUGACUUUAAAUAUUGCUUUAAAGUAUUUGGAAAGUGAUAUUGCAGCAAAGAGGUGUUAUUAUUUUACAUUUUCAGUAACAGUUCAGCAUUGUUCAAGAUGAUUAAUGGUAUUGACUGCAAACCAGAACUUGACUUUUGCCUUCUCUUGACUUUUUGGCCUCUCUGCUUUAUUCUAGUAGGCCAGGAAGUUUGAUGCUUGCAGGUAGUUACUUAAGGUGCAUGGGUCUAAAAGUUGUUUUCCAAAGCUGUUAAAUAAUUAUUUAUAAAUAUUGGAGGCAAAACGGACCAUUUAUCUACCAGGAUCAUGCCAUGGCACAUGUACAUACAUAGAGAUGCAGAAUUAGGAACUAGAGCUACUGGAAUAUGCUAGUUUAGCAGCUUGAAAAAUUCAGUCUAUAGUUGGUUGUAGGCCAAAUGUUUUUGUUCUGUGACCUCUCUGGAAGAGGCAGUGUCCAGCAUUGUUCAUUGUUCUGUGCAAAUCUGUAGUAUUACCUCUGUUAGACCUAACAAGGCAGACACGGGGUAUUACAUAGGUAAUGCUCUCUCUUUCUCAUUGCUAGGUAAUCAAAAGUGUGUGUAUAUUUACCCACAGUUAUUGAGCUAAGUAUAAGCAAUCAGUUCAGUUUAGGAAGAGAGGAAAAAGUAAUAUAUUUUGGGGACUGUUGCUUCCUCUGACUAUAGUGCUCUGAGUUUUGGCCUGUAUAAACUAUGAAAAGUAGUGGAGGGGGGUAGGUAGACUCAUUAUCGUAGGUCUACAUUCUGCUUUUUUGUCUUAAUCAAACUCAGGUCUACCUGUAAACUCACACCAGAGUUCAUUACUAGGCAUCUUCUAUAAGAAACAGGUUUGCAGCAGGUUAGAUGAGUAGAAGAAAGAAGGGCCCCGAAUGAGAGAAAUGACAGCAAAAUUGUUAAUAGAACACAUAACCCAAGUUUUCUUCAACUUGCUAUGAAACUAUGUUUUCAGGAUUGUCCCUUUAGUUCUAGAGUUGUCUUUAGCAUUUUUUUAAUAACUAGUGAUGAGACUUUUUUUUUUUUUUUUUUUGUCUAACCUUCCCUAAUGAGAAAGAGUUAGAGAGAUCAAUAAGAUUUGCCUCUGUGAAAUACUUGCUGUGAUGUUGUUUGAAGUACUUCCAUCUUUGCACAAUAUAGUCCUAUUGCAUCCAAAUUUCCCCUGCUUUCCAUCAGGCUUCUCUAGGAGAUAUUUAUUCCGAGAGGUAUUAAUCAGACUACUUCACUCCUGACUUUUGUAUUUUGCCCAUUUAUACAGUUUGUGCCCUUUGCAGGAAAAUGUCCUCUGUAUGGACAUCUGCUGUCCAAGGAAAUUUCUCCCACAGCUGUGUAUUCUAUACUUUGCUUACAGAAGUGUGUUGGCUUGUAUCAAAAUGUACAGGUCUUUCUCAUAUGGUAUCUUUUGUUAUUGUGUAAUAGCAUUGUGGAUAUUUCUGAUGGAUUUUAUAAGCUUAUUGUGAUUUGUUUCAUGUUUUUAAAAUAAAGAUUACAGGUCUAAUUAA